Cloeon dipterum is the source of this 2794-nucleotide messenger RNA. It is a transcript of the gene zuc, whose product is annotated as Mitochondrial cardiolipin hydrolase zuc. Gene Ontology annotation, molecular function: RNA endonuclease activity producing 5'-phosphomonoesters, hydrolytic mechanism. The transcript is spliced from 3 exons. The coding region runs from base 84 to 965 and encodes 293 amino acids. Gene Ontology annotation, biological process: piRNA processing. The record is from RefSeq and is a predicted model, not a curated record. NCBI's taxonomy places the organism in Eukaryota, Metazoa, Arthropoda, Insecta, Ephemeroptera, Baetidae. Gene Ontology annotation, cellular component: mitochondrion.
AAUGUCGUCGCUUUCCGUAAUGUGUGAAGCUGCAUGCUGCUUGGUUAUUUAUUUAAAUUUUGGGAUAUUCUAUUAAUUUCACAAUGGAAAAGGCUGAAAUUUUGCUUGCGCUCGGUGCCUUUACGGCGGGAAUCACUCUUGGUCACUACCUUUUUCGUGGAAACCAUCUCUUUGGGGAAAAGCCCAACAGAAACGAGGACGAGGACCAUUUUGCAGAGAGAGGCAGCAAGAAGAAGUGUCAAAUUGCUGACUCGACUGAGAAAUCUGAGCUAGAGGUUGCAGAGGCAGUUUUCUUUCCUGAUGAGGGAUUUCUGUGCGACGAUUUCUUCUACAACCCCAAAGGCUGCCAGAAGAAAGAUGAUGAAUGUAAAUUCUUACACAAACCCACAGAGUUAUGGAAAAUGUGCAUGUAUCUUCGAAAAGCCAAAAAGUCCAUUGAUGUUUGUGUUUUCUCCCUUGGCAACUACCAGCUUGUGCAAAGUUUGUUGCACGCUUUGGAGAAAGGCAUAUCCGUGAGACUAAUAAUUGACCACAGCAUGAUGGAUUCAGCUGAAAAGCAACUUAUGAAGCUUGGUCCUAAAGGUGCACUCAUCCAAGCAGCCAAGUCCAACUUCCUGAUGCACAACAAGUUUGUUGUGAUUGACAAGCAAAUCGCCAUGACCGGUUCGUUGAACUGGACAAUGCAAGGUACAAAUGGAAACUACGAAAAUGUCGCGAUAUUUGGCAACAAGAACCUGGUGCGUCAAUACGCGGAGAAAUUUGAAGAGUUGUGGGUGGCCUUUUACGAUUUAAAUAUGCCCGAUCACCCUACGGUCAACUGCCCUGAGAACCGGUUUAAUCCACUGAAGAAGGCCGCUUGGGAGGGGAUUAUCGUCGGGUUUGAGCCACAUGAGGCACCAGCAGCAGUCGAUAAUUACAAUAGUUGCGGGAACAGGAUGCCAGAGCCGAGACGUAGGAGGUGCUGAAGGCGUGUGGUCAAUAUUGAUGCGCCUCUAUCGCGGCAUAGUAGAAGAUGGCCACGUUUUGCCUGCUCAUGCAGCGUCAGGGUAUAAACCCUGGAGAAGCGAAAUUUUUUGAAUAGAUAAUUUUGAUGCAAGACAUAAAUUAUGUUCAUUAAGUCCUUAUUUUUAAUAAGUAUACAAGUAGGUUAGGGAUGCACUUUUCCUUUGCUGAAAAGGACUAGAGCGCGGUUUGACCUCAAUUACGCACAUAUAAAUAUAGAAUGUAGCUGUGCGUUCUAGUGUUUAUAGUUAAAAAGUAGAUUUCUGCAAGCAAGGGGCCGACUCAUGUUAUUGUUAGCCUCACCACCGCAGGACUUUCCUUGUAAUAGUAUCCGCGAUGUGACUAAUCGGCAGCAGUAAUGAAUCAAUAAUCAGCAAUGCCAUUUUCAUCUUGUGUACUGUUUAGCAUAUAGAUUCAUUAUUUCAAAACAGAAGCUACCUUGCUAAAAAUAUUCCAUCAACAAGCCCUGCACAUUCUAAUUUAUGAGUUUCUUUAAAAAUUUAGAAUAGUUUAAUUUGGUUGGCAAGAAACGGAAACGGUAUAAUAUAAUCAUCGUAUUCUAUAAAUAAUAAGUUGUUGAUUAAAUACGAAAUAACGCAGUGCAGGAUACUGAGCGAUGUCAAAUCCAAAUGAUAUAAAUGAGAAACUGAGUAUCGACACAGCAGUUGUUUCCGCAAAUAAUGAUUCCACGGAACGCUCAUUUUCGUCGCAAGUUUUGCAACCACCGUCAAAAUUAAAAGAGAAGUUUUGUUUCUGGUAUAUGAGCUGUCGCAUUUACUUUCAAUAAAAUUUAACAUAAUAAAAUAAUCCAAUAUACGGUUACAGUUCUAUUUUUACUUUUCGCUUGUUACUAUCCGCAUUGAAGUUGUAUGAGCUGUCCAGUUAGUUCGUUCAAACCCUUCUCUCCUCUAGUAGCAAAAAGUGCACACUUCCAUUACCCGCCCAAGCUCCUCAUGAAUAAAUUCCGCGCGUGCUGUGUUUGGAUAGCAUCUCGUAGCUAUAGCGGCUGCGUGGCGUACGCUCCUACGGCAAUGGAGAGAUCAAUACGAGAGCAAGUAGUGCGCAGUGUGCGUGCGUGCUGGAAAUAAGCAUGUGGUGAACUAUAAUUUCUCAAUUUCCAUUUUUGAAAGUCAAAAUCGACUUGGAAAUCGCGCGCACGUUGUUUUCAAGCGAGUUCAUUACCUCAGUCACGUAGUCCGCAUCAAACAAAACACGCGCCAAGGAGACUGGGACUAUAAUACUAUAGCGCGGAUGCAGUCUGCAAAUAAUGAGCACAAGGCAAAGGCAAUGAGCUCCAAGCCGCAAAAACGAAUCUGAUGCUCUCGAUAAGUGGUUUUUGUCCCUUGUCGACCUUUUCGCGUUUCAUUUUUUAGCUUAAGCUGUAAAUAAAUGCUGCAUAGCUUGAAAAAAAAUAAAUUUCUCCAGAAAAUUAAGAAUAAUAGCUUGCAAAUUAAACGCUCAAGUUUCCCUGAUAGUCAGGCAUAAUUAAAAAUGUUUUAAUUUCCAUCCUUGCCACGUGAGCUAGCGUUUCCUUGCUCCAUAUUUCGCAAAAGCGCAAAAUCGAUGGGAAAGUGUCGGUGUGUCUCGCAACGAAAAACGUAUCGCACACAAUAAUAAUAUAGGUCUGCUAGGAACGGAGCGCAGCGAAAUAUAUUGUGCGGUGAAGAAAACGCUCGCUCGGCCUCGAAUAAUGCGCGUCUGCUGGGCGAGUCGAGGUAAGACUUUUGCCUGUUGUUUUCCCCAGCGGCGAGAGGCUGGUCGUGACGUCACCCGAUCACGCCCUUAGUCAUCU